Messenger RNA from Danaus chrysippus (African queen), 339 nucleotides. The record is from the annotation of a GenBank genome assembly. Lineage: Eukaryota; Metazoa; Arthropoda; Insecta; Lepidoptera; Nymphalidae.
AUGAUGGAUGAUGGGGAUGAUGGGGGUGAUGGGGAUGAAGGGGCUGAUGGAGAUGAUGGAGAUGAUGGGGGUGAUGGGGAUGAAGUGGGUGAUGGAGAUGAUGGAGAUGAUGGGGAUGAUUGGGAUGAUGGGGGUGAAGGGGGUGAUGGAGAUGAUGGAGAUUAUGGGGGUGAUGGGGAUGAUGGGGAUGAUGGAGUGAUGAUGGAGAUGAUGGAGAUGAUGGGGAUGAUGGGGAUGAUGGGGAUGAUGGGGGUGAUGGGGAUGAAGGGGGUGAUGGGGAUGAUGGGUGUGAUGGGGAUGAUGGAGAUGAUCGAGAUGCUUGGGAUAAUGGGAGUGUAG